This is a messenger RNA of Pseudogymnoascus verrucosus, 3106 nucleotides long. RefSeq lists its product as uncharacterized. The record is from RefSeq and is a predicted model, not a curated record. Bases 163 to 3012 code for a protein of 949 amino acids. Lineage: Eukaryota; Fungi; Ascomycota; Leotiomycetes; Thelebolales; Thelebolaceae. The transcript is spliced from 5 exons.
CAGAAGAAAGUGCUUCCCAGCUGUAGUAACCAUCAACCACGUUUCACCGAGACAAAGCGGUAGUACAGCACAUACAUAUUUAUAAUUAAACAGCCUUUGAUUGAAAAAUAAGGGACAUGGCGAGCAACUUAUAGCCCUUGAAAGUGUAAUGCCCCAGAGAAGAUGGAUUUUUGGUCGAGACUGAUCGCAGGCACUUCGCUCUCGCCAUCAACACCGAGCAAGGCUGCCUUUAAUGAUCCGGUGAAGCGCCUGGCGCGCUUUAGGAGGGAAUACAGCCAGUUGUUGCAAGAAUGGCGACACGUUACGAACUUGUCGAAAGACACAGAUACAGCCGACACUAUCAGAGCAUGCCUGCGCAACAUCAACAAGUUCCUCAGUGAUGAGUCGCGACUGCCCUCUCCUCAUCCGUGCCUGUCGUUUUCCGCCCAGAACCAGAUAUACGUCUCGGCCGCCAAGAUAGCGACGGUUUCCUACAACGAAGACAUUAUCAGGGAGGCUAUCACCUUGUUCAGCACACUGAUUGAGAGCGAAGAGGAGGACUUCAUAGAGAAUGAGGCUUUCUCGCAGAGUUUGAUGAACCUGCUGGCCCGCAUCACUGGGGCGAAUAGCAUCCGACUGAACUCGGAGACCGAGGUGGAUGUGAUCGAGCUUGCCUUCGGAAUCGCUGCGAAGAUACGACUACAGCCGGAAAUAUUGCCAGCAUGGUUCACGACGGGGGAUGUAUCCUCGGAUGAUGAAGACAAGGGUCACCAUGAGCGAUUUACGGGAAAGACGAGCAAAGAGGAUUUCCCCCUAUUCUACCUUCUGGUAGACUAUAUCCACCAUGAAGGGCGGAUAGGAGAUUUUGCGCGGACUGGCCUCUUAUACAUCAUUGAGUCGGCGUCUGUCUCUAUGCCUUUGGAGCAGUGGCUUGUUGAGAGCGACCUGGCAACAUUGAUGGCUACAGGGCUUGGCGCCCUUUACAGUCAGUUGAGCCGAAAGCUGGUCAUUGACUACCCCGAAGACAGCUUUCCGUUAAUUCUGGCUAUGUCCGACUUCAGACAUCCAAGAGCCACAGCCGAUAUUGUAAGCUCCGCUUCUACGGAUUUCCAGAGCCAAAUGGACACGUUUCUCUCACAUCUUGUGUUCUGGCAAGAUGUCCUUGAUCACUGCAAGUCUGUCGAGGUGAGGCAGACUUUGCUUGAGCAUUUCCAAGUUAUUUUUCUUCAGCAGUUAUUAUACCCAUCUCUUCUAGAGUCUUCGGAUGCAGACGGCGGGUCAUCAGUGGCCGUCCUCACGUACCUCCGACGAGUUCUCGAAUCUGUCGAGCACCCAGACAUGAUACAUCUCAUCCUUAAUUAUUUAUUAGCCCUGCCGGAUACAACCAUGUUAGAAUCCAUGGCGUCAACGAAAUCGCUUGCUAGUGAAGCAAGAAAGCGCAAGUCGAUGAACUUGGCAACUAUGGGAACGCAACAAUCGACCCCUGAUUUAUUCAAUCUUGUUGAUCUUAUUAUUGGUAGCUUGCGUUCAAAGAGCGUCCAAACUAUAACUGUGACUCUACAGCUAUUUUCGGUCAUUUUACGGCGUCACCACCGGUACGCCGUAUCAACCUUGCUCAGGACAACCCGAGUGGUGACAGAUGGACCCCAAAAGUUGAUUGGGGCUCACCAGAUGGAGUUAACAUAUAUUCUCAACCUAGCCAACGAUAUUAGUGUGCAAGAGGGAUUUGAUGAAAUCUAUGAUGGCCAUAUUAAGGAUGCAACUAACCUCCUUGAGAGCCACCCCUGUUCGCACGAGCUUAUUGUGCCGGUAGGGAUCAGCAAACCUCCAGCAAAGCACUCAACCAUCCCAGGAACCCCGCAGGAUGUCCAUCUCCAUACCCUAAGACCGGACGAUCCGAUCCUCAAGACUCUUCUGUCUAUUCUGUCAACCUUUUUCACCAACUCAGUGGAAACAAACCUCGCCCUAACCGAAGCUCUCAUCGACCUAGCAAUAUGCGGAUACAUGAACAUCGAAGGCUGGCUCCUUCCCGACCCAAGCAAAUACACCUACCCAACACCCCCCCAGCAACCUGCGCCCUCCAAGCCCGUCAAGCCAGGCUCCCAAGCAGCCAUCGAACUCUCGCAAAUCGAAACUCUCCGCGAAGCCCGCCGGCGCCCAACCCUCUCAACUGCAGCAACCCCGCCCCUCCUACUCACCCUCCGCGCCCUCGUCACCCAAACAACCACCUACCGCAGCGCCAUCCCCCGCUUCGACGACCUCCUCCACGCUCGCCGCCAAGCCUUCAAACUCGAUGCUGAAUCUCCUCCACCUCCCCCACCUCGCCGCACCGACGCCCGCGGAAACCGUAAAAGCUCCGAGUCGGACCGCUCCUCUAGCCCGCCUGCUCAGCGCCGCACGCCCCCGGCAAGCACGUCUCGCACGCGCCGCCUCGGUGCCAGCGCUGCCAUCGACUCCCUCGCCUCGCGCAUAUUCCCUGAGCUGGCAUCGCGCUCGUCGUCGCCUCUAGCAAGGGGCCGGACGUCGCGCGAGCAGAAGCGCAGUGGACAUGGGACGCCGGGCGGGGGGCGCGUGGUGUCGAAUUCGCCGCUGAGGGCGUCAGAGACGGCUGGGGCUGGGUCGAUGCUCGAUGAGGAUGGAGUUGCGUGGGAGUCAAUGGGGAGUGCGAGUCAGUCUGCUGCGUAUGCGCAUAUUGAUCGGGGUAUUUUGACGCGGAGGGUGGGGAUGGCGAAGAUUGUGGUUGGAGAGGCAGGUGGGAGGAGGGUGGUGGAUACUGCGAGCAUUGCGCCGAGUACACCGGCGGGAAGUACGGUUGGAGAUGGAGAAGGGGACGAGGAGGGGAGCGUGAUCACUGCGCGGACGGAUGAGACGGGAACGGAGACGGAGACAGACCGUGAGGAGGAGGUUGUAGAGAAGAUGGUCAGUGUGAGCCAUGUUUUAACCAACAUUAUUGUGCUGCAAGAGUUUAUUCUCGAGUUGGCAGCGCUGGUACAGGUGCGAGCGGCCAUGUUUGGAGAGGUUAAGUUUACAUAGAAGCAAAUUCGAUACCAUAUUUAACAAUUUAACGCAAAUAAUAUCAUAUUUCUAUGUUUAGCACUAUCUAUUCAUUGCCGCCGAUAUGUCUGAG